Phytomonas sp. EM1 is the source of this 1800-nucleotide messenger RNA. NCBI's taxonomy places the organism in Eukaryota, Euglenozoa, Kinetoplastea, Trypanosomatida, Trypanosomatidae. The record is from the annotation of a GenBank genome assembly.
GAGGAUAAGAGCACUUUAAUGAACUACAUAAAGUCAAGGAGUAAAGCGAAUUUAGUGCAAUACAUAAAUUUAUAAAUGUAUCAAUAGAGCAUUUUAGAGGACGGGGUAAAGAUUAAUUAAAUCACUUACAUUCAUCAGCUUUCUAAUUUUCAAACUUCAGGUCCUAAAUGGCAGCAACACGAUACCAUUUGGAACGCCUAGGAGUCAUUCAGCCCCUAUUAGGAUCAUGGUUACAGGUCUGGAAGCUUUUCACGUUCAUCUGCUUACUACCUUCUCAUACGCAGUGUCAUUUUCUUUAAUAAAGGCAGGAUUGCUUGGUUCACAUUGUCUAGGUGAGCUCGCCACUUUGCGUCAUUCCAUUCUGAAGAGGCCCGUUAAGCUAAACAACAGAAUGCUGCUUUAGUUUAUGACUUUGUGUUACUCACCUUCAAUCUUAACUAUAAAAAUGUAUGGUAGUGUAUUGCAGUUAGAGUGGUGUGUGCAAUAAAAUGAAUUACGAAUCACUUGACACCGAUCCAUCCAUGUGAUAUCGGCUUUCACUGGUCUGAAGAGGUACUUUAUUAGUUGAGUAGAAGAGUACUUUGAACUUCGCAAGUUAAAUGAUAAGCUGGACGAUUACGUUAUUCAAAUAAACACAGCAGGAUAGUUUCAAUAGAGUCUCUAAUUCUUAACUACCGUUGUCUACUAAGGAUGACUGGAAUAGUGUUAAAUGGCAUCUGUACAUGUCAUUUGUGGUAGAGCGCCCCAACAUUACACAAGAAAUAGCACCAAGUAUCUGGCUACAAAGUGAACACCCUAAGGCUUGCGUAUGGUUCAGUAAAAAAUGCUCUUCAAGGGGUAUCUCAUUGAGGUGGUGAAAGUCUAAGUCCAUCGUACUCUUUCUCGAACUCAGUUUGUCUGCGACAAUGAGGCAGCGGUAAUCCUUCCAUCAACCAGCAAAUUGUCUUGAUAACAAGUUUCACACAAGAUAGCCCUGCUUUGCCAACUAAAGUGUCUCAAAAACUACCCCAGAAGAACACAAAGGACCUAAGGUUCAACUGUGUGUGUGUGCGUAACGUCGAACGUGGCGUCCUGAAGAAAACGGGUGUUAUAGAAUUGGGUGGAAUAGGUAAUGAUGUUUCCACUCUAGUAUGACACUUUGAUAAAAGUCUCAUUGAAAGGACAAAGGGGGCGAAUGUGAAAGAGAAAAUGCUCCGAUAAAAAGGUACAAUACGAUGCCAAUCACCGCAUAGGCGCAUCAAGAAUGUAGAAUCAUCAAUAUUGAGUAGAAUAAAAACGAAUUAAGAUUCAUUUUAUGCUCGGCAGUGCUUAUUUUUCAUCAAAGGGCGUUGGGUAUUUUAAUUGACAACAAUAUUGGGAAAACAAUGCAUAAGAAUAUAUAUCCGUUUUCACAAAUUUCUUUCCUGUCCUCCAUCUUUCGAUGUUGUCCAGAAUUUUUAUCCAUUACAUGAAUUAAGCCGCUUGUUCAACAAAAAGGAUGGACACACAUUAGCAUUUCUAAAUGUGACUGUCACCCUCAAUGUUGCCACACCAAGCCAACUCGGAGGUGCGCACUAUAUGUUGAAGCACCGCUGGAAUGCCUAUACGAAUCAACUCUUCAAGGUUGCUAACAAACAGAGAAGCCUGAGCGGCUGUACUGCGAAGAGUGUGAACACUUGCAUAAAGGUCUCAAAACAUAUUGCAAUGGGAGCUACAAUAUUGGUUAGUGAAAUCGAAAAUAUAUUGUUUACUUACAAGCUGCAGACAGCUAUUCGUAUUCUACUUAAGAACUUGUCAAAUACACUAUGGUGGAGACAAUAA